AAUCUCCCGUGCUCCACCUGCUCCACCUCCGGCGACGGCGGCGCUGCUUCCCGGUCGGGGCAUAGGAUCUUCCCCCCAUCGCAAAUCGAAGAGAAAAUAAGUGAUGGAUUAGUAUUGCAGUAUUUUCGUUAAGUUUGGUUUUCGUUAUCGAUCUGCGUUCAUUGAUUUGACACGAAAUUUAAGUGCCUGCUAUUUUGAAGGUUCUACCGGAAUUGGGGAUAGCAGUGUCUUCUACAGUACUCAUGAUAUCUCUCUCUAGCUUCUCUGCGAGGGGACGAGCAGGUGCUGGAAUCCAGGCGCCGCCAUGGCUGAGCACCUGGCGUCAAUCUUCGGCACGGAGAAGGACCGCGUGAACUGCCCCUUCUACUUCAAGAUCGGCGCGUGCAGGCACGGCGACCGCUGCUCCCGCCUGCACAACCGCCCCUCCGUGUCGCCGACGCUGCUGCUCUGCAACAUGUACCAGCGCCCCGACAUGAUCACCCCGGGCUUCGACCCGCAGGGCAACCCCAUCGACCCCAGCAAGAUCCAGGGCGACUUCGAGGACUUCUACGAGGACAUCUUCGACGAGCUCAGCAAGUACGGCGAGGUGGAGAACCUGCACGUCUGCGACAACCUCGCCGACCACCUCAUUGGCAACGUGUACGUCUCGUUCAGGGAGGAGGACCAGGCUGCCAAGGCCCUCCAGGCGCUGCAGGGGCGGUUCUACUCUGGCCGCCCCAUCAUCGCUGAGUUCUCGCCGGUCACCGACUUCCGGGAGGCCACCUGCAGGCAGUUCGAGGAGCACAACUGCAACCGUGGAGGGUACUGCAACUUUAUGCAUGUGAAGGAGAUCGGCAGGGACCUGAGGAAGAGGCUGUAUGGGCACCUGUCUAGGUCCAGGAGAAGCCACAGCAGGAGCAGCAGGAGCCCGAGCCCUUACCAUUACCACUCGAGGGACCGUGAUCGAUCCUCGCGGUCGUCCAGGGACCGCGGCGACUACUAUGGCGGCAGCUUGGACCGCGGUGACUAUGGUGAUUACCACCACCAUAGCAGGAGGAGCAGUGAGAGGAAUCGCAACUAUGACAGUGAUGGGAGCAGGCGUCGGCGGCACAGGAGCCGCAGUAGGAGCCCGGUCAGGGAGGGCAGCGAGGAGAGGAGGGCGAAAAUUGAACAGUGGAACCGCGAAAGGGAGGCGGCUCAGGCCUGAGAGCUUUGGUCUCGUUGCAGGUUGCAGUGUUGCCUUGUUCACCGAAUGUUCUGCCUGUCUGAUCGUGUAUUGGUAGAUGAAGUUAGAAUGUCGUCCUAGUGAACUUACUCAGAUGCAUGAUGUAGCCUAUUCGGCGUUUUUCUUGUUGAACUUGAUGUGUUGUUGGAACCUAUUUGGUGAUGAGCUUGUUAUGAUUAAAGUUUUCCAUGAAUGCUCCUUUUUU
Lolium rigidum is the source of this 1409-nucleotide messenger RNA. Its product is annotated as splicing factor U2af small subunit A-like. The coding region runs from base 305 to 1186 and encodes 293 amino acids. The transcript is spliced from 3 exons. The record is from RefSeq and is a predicted model, not a curated record. Gene Ontology annotation, cellular component: spliceosomal complex; U2AF complex. Gene Ontology annotation, molecular function: metal ion binding; pre-mRNA 3'-splice site binding. NCBI's taxonomy places the organism in Eukaryota, Viridiplantae, Streptophyta, Magnoliopsida, Poales, Poaceae. Gene Ontology annotation, biological process: mRNA splicing, via spliceosome.